AUGGCCUCGACUCAAGGAAAUGGUGGUCGGAAGUCUGAAUGGAUAGAGAAACUUGAGAGUAUGCCCCACUUGAACUACAAUUUUCUUGAAGGAAUCGUCGAUGUGCCGUAUGGGUUUAUCAUUCGUGGGACUAAUUCCAGACUGUAUCUUCGUACAGAGCAUUGCAAAACUGCUGGCCUUGGAACCCCGGUGUACACAUUGUUCUCCGAUCGUCGAGGAGGUCGGACAGCUUGGAGCUCCAGCGUGAAGGUACAAGGUAGAGCAUAUUCUGCGCGGUACUGGUACGAUGGGAACUUCACCAUUAACGCCAAACACGACGCUGCAGAGGUAGCUCUCACGCUCCUGACCUACCAACAGCAACCUCAAGCUGGCAGCGAAGCUCUUCCCGGAAAGGUGUGGCCGUAG
Messenger RNA from Aspergillus novofumigatus IBT 16806, 405 nucleotides. Its product is annotated as double-stranded RNA binding motif domain-containing protein. The transcript is spliced from 2 exons. The record is from RefSeq and is a predicted model, not a curated record. Lineage: Eukaryota; Fungi; Ascomycota; Eurotiomycetes; Eurotiales; Aspergillaceae. Bases 1 to 405 code for a protein of 134 amino acids.